AAAAGAUACGAAAUCGAUCGAAAAUUCUUAAUUCAAAUCAAUUGUUAAUAUGAUCGACAUUGUUAAAUACGUUGAUGCGUUUGAAAAUUUUUCUGCAUGUUCAUUGAUAAUGUUUUUUUGGAUUGAUAAAAAGAAAAGAAAAAGUUAGUUCACAAAAUUGACUCGAGUGGCAGUAGUGGUCAGUUAUAAUACUGGACAUUAAUUUGACUAGCGAUCGAUGUAAACAACAUGGCGGUCAAAGUCAAUAUGUCAAUAGGUGUAAAAAACGGUAUCUAAAUAAUCAAUAUUUAAACAUGUUACGGCUCGAUAGAUAGUAAUGUAAUUAAAAUAUAAAAGCGAUUCGGAUACAGGGCUAAGUAGAACUUUUAAUGCGUCAUUAUGUCAUCCGAAAAGGUACUCUAUCGCUUGGACCAACCUCAUGGUACCGGAACUGUUUACGCUUCCUGGCGACCUGGUAAUAGUACUCAUAUUGCAACUACUGGUUGCGAUUCAUCUGUUGCAAUAUUUGAUAGACAAGGAGACCUUCAAGAACGUAUACAAAUUCCUGGAUUAUGUACCGGCUUCGGUUGGGACGCGGAUGGUGAUUUACUCGCUAUCAUAUCACAAAACUCUUCUACCAUAACUUUGUGGGAUGCGACCACAGGUAAAAAGUCUCAAAUGGAUGCGGGCGUUAGGGACAAUCUAACGUGUAUGAUGUGGGCCAAAAGAAACUGUUUGCUAGCCGUGGGAACGCAAAAAGGGAAUUUAGUACUUUACGAUCACGUUAAUGCCAAGCGUAUGCCAAUUUUGGGAAAACAUAAGAAACGGAUAUUGUGCGGUGCGUGGUCUAUAGAAGGUCUUCUUGCUUUGGCAAGCGAAGAUAAAAUGUUAACAAUCAAUACGAGCGAAGGAGACACUCGCAGGGAGAUAACUUUGCAAGGCGAACCGUCUGACAUACAAUUCAGCGAAAUGAAAAUGGAUCAUCGUAUAGGCGGAGAAAAUACGGUAUCUCUUAUCGUCAGUAAAACUACAUUGUUUCUAUAUAAUAUUUUGGAUCCAGAUAAUCCAAUUGAAUUAGCCUUUCAAAAACGUUAUGGCUCGAUUGUUACCUACAAAUGGUACGGAGAUGGAUAUAUAUUGGUAGGUUUUGAAGCUGGAUAUUUCAUUGCCAUAUCGACUCAUAUAAAAGAAGUUGGUCAAGAAUUAUUUCAAAUAAAAAAUCACAAAGAUUCCUUAACAGAUAUUUCAUUGAGCGAAAAUAUAGGAAAAGUAGCUACUUGUGGAGACAGUACCGUCAAAAUACACAGUUUACAAAAUUUAGAGGAAACAGAAAAGAUGAUCUCUGUGACUGGAGAAACUGGUAUUAAUAAAGUUGAAUGGUCGACGGAUGGUACGAUGAUAGCAGUAGUAACUUAUGUUGGAAACGUUCUUAUUUAUUUAGUUGAAAUUCCAAAAUUAACUAGCGUUUGUGGUAACAGAAUAGCAUUGUUAACAAGCUUGAUUGAAGUUACCGUUCACCUUUACAAAUUAGACAAGGAAAAACCAGAACCACAAAUAAUUAAUACUAUAAUAGAACCAUCUGUGUUAGCUGUAGGCCCACUUCACGUAGCUGUAGCUUUAAACAAUAGAGCUCUCUUUUGGGACUUAUCUACGUAUCAAUAUGACAUUAAUACACAUUUUGAACGUGAUUAUUUAGCAACUGUCGAUAGUAUAUCUUUAAACGAAACAUAUGUUUCUGUUUUAUUCGAUGGAAAAUUACAAUUACAAUUGAUCAAAGUAGAUCAAACGUUAAUAAACAAUGGGAAAGAUACGAAAUUAUUUCCAGAGUCAAAUAAUUUAAAUGCAAGAAUAACGUGCCAUGCAUUGUCAUCAGAAUUUCUAAUUUAUGGAACAGAUAUGGGCCAUAUUAUAUAUUUUUAUUUAGAGGCAUUUAAUAAAUCGACAGAAUUUACACAUAAUAAUGGUAUCAAAAAUAUAUAUUUAGAUGCAAAUGGAACACAAUUAUGUUUCAUCGAUAGUAAAUCAGAUGUUUAUUUAUAUGAUCCGAUUAAUGAAAAUAUCAUUCAAGUGCCUGAAUGUCCAGAAGCCAUAGAAGGUAUUAUAUGGGACCAAAAUAUCUUCGAACGUUCGAUAUUUGCGAUAUAUAAUAAGAAUAUUAUUGUUACAUAUAUUUUUAUCAAAUACUUUGUCGAAGGUCAAAAGAUCAUCAAAGUAAAUUCAACAAAAUUGCCAUCAGAAGCAUUACCUAUGUUAAUGUAUUCUGGAGAAGUAACGUUAAGCACACCGAGUAGCAAAUUAAUACAGAUAACAUUAGCUUCGCACGAAGAUGUAGGAAAUAUAGUAGAUACUAAAAAGAUCAAUGAAAUAUUCAACAAUCAUAUCAUGUGUACCAGAUUCGACAAUGCUUGGAAUAUUUGUGAUAAAUUAAAUGACAAUGAUCUAUGGUUGAAACUGGGUCAAAGUGCAGUGGCAAAUUUAAAUAUCGAAUUUGCAAUUCGAGUUUAUCGACGUAUGGAAGAUGCUUCAAUGGUUUGGGCAUUAGAAAAAAUAGAAAAUAUAAACGAACUGAAUUUAUUAUGCGGACACGCAUGUUUGUUACUUGGAGAUUAUAAUCAAGCUGAAAAAUUUUUUUUACAAUCAUCCGAACCUGUACAAGCUUUAUAUCUACGAAGAGAUUUGAUGCAAUGGGAACAAGCUCUUAGUUUGGCACAGAAAUUAAAAUCUGAUGAAAUACCAUUCAUCGCUAGAGAAUAUGCUCAACAAUUAGAAUUUAUAGGAAAUUAUCCAAAAGCAUUGGCUAAUUACGAACGAGGUUUACUCGAUCCAAAUUCGACAUCUAGUUCUAAUUCACAAGAUAUUCAACAUAAAAAUCAAUGUUUGGCUGGUGUCGCAAGAAUGUCUAUAAGAUGCGGAGACAGUAGAAAAGGUGUGAGUAUCGCCAUGGACAAUGACAGCUCCAGAUCGUUAAGGAAAGAAUGUGCAGAAAUUUUGGAGGCUAUGAAGCAAAUCAACGAAGCUGCUGUAUUGUAUGAGAAAGCAGAAUAUUUUGAUAAAGCUGCUUCGGCAUAUAUCAAAUUAAAGAAUUGGCAUAAAGUAGGACAACUAUUGCCACAAAUAUCUUCACCUAAAAUAAAUAUACAAUACGCCAAAGCUAAAGAAGCAGAAGGAAGAUACGAGGAAGCUGCAAAGGCGUACGAAACUGCUAAAGAUUACGACAAUAUAAUAAGAAUCAAUCUUGAUUAUUUGAACAAUCCUGCUCGAAGCGUAGAGAUUGUACAACAAACUAAGAGCAUAGAAGGAGCCAAGAGGGUAGCUAAAUAUUUCCAAAAAAUAAACGAUUAUAAUUCGGCUAUCAAAUUCUUAAUUCUUUCUAAUUGUCAUGACGAAGCCUUCCAACUUGCCAAUCAGCAUGGUAAAAUGGAAUUAUAUGGUGAAAUUUUAAUAAAUACUAUUGACGAUGAUAAUAGUAGGAAGGAAGACUUUAAGAAUCUCGCUGUACACUUUGAAUCUCAAAAAAAUAGUCUUUUAGCGGGCAAAUAUUAUUUUCAUGCUAAGGAUUAUCAAAAGGCAUUGAAACAUUUACUUAAAGCUGCACAAUUGACCGUCGAUGAUGACGCGGCACUAUCAUUGGCAAUAGAUACAGUAGCUUCGUCUAAAGACGACAAAUUAGCUAAUCAUUUGAUAGAUUUUUUAUUAGGUGCAGAUGGAGUACCAAAGGAUCCAAAAUAUUUGUUUCGAUUGUAUAUGGCAAGAAAACAAUAUAAAGAAGCAGCAAAGACAGCGAUAAUCAUUGCUAAUGAAGAACAAAUUAAUGGAAACUACAGAAACGCUCACGACGUUUUAUUCGGCAUGUAUCAAGAAUUAAAAAGAAAUAAAAUAAAUACGCCUCUGGAAAUGCAAAAUAAUUUGAGAUUAUUACAUUCUUACAUAUUAGUAAGACUUCAUGUAAAAAGAAACGAUCAUUUACGAGGUGCCAGAAUGUUAAUCAGAGUUGCGAAUAAUAUUUCUAAAUUUCCAUCGCAUAUCGUCCCAAUUUUAACUUCAACAGUUAUAGAAUGUCACAGAGCAGGUUUGAAACAGGCAGCAUUCAAUUUCGCAGCUAUGUUAAUGCGUCCUGAAUAUAGAACACAAAUUGACAUUAAAUAUAGCAAAAAGAUCGAGGCUAUAGUAAGAAAACCACCAAGGUCUAAAGAUAAUGAGCUCGAAGACGAACCUUUAACUCCAUGUCCAUAUUGUAAAAGUAAAGUUCCUGAGACUGAAAUAACCUGUGAUAAGUGCAAGAAUACAAUUCCAUUUUGCAUAGCUACGGGAAGACAUAUCAUAGAAGAUAAUUUUACAGUUUGUCCGCAAUGCGAUUUUCCUGCUAUCAGAAGUGAAUUUUUACGAAUCAUCGAAUCCGAUGAGACGUGUCCAAUGUGUUCUGAACACAUAGAUCCUAAUAUUAUAUCAUCGACAGUUGAUAUUCGUCCAUAUCUCGAACUUCAAGAAAACACAAUAACAGAAAAAAUUUAACUUGUUCAUCUGAAGCGUCCUAUAUAUUAUUUACGAUCGUACUAAAGAUAGAAAUUUAUUUUUAGUGCCUUAGAAAAAGAAUAAUUACUUGGUAAAAAUUAAGAAGGUAAUACUCAUUCUGAUAUAUAAAGAUAACAAUAACUGUAUAUAAUUAAGUUACGUAAGAUGCUUAACACG
Molecule: messenger RNA, 4668 nt
Organism: Vespula vulgaris
Lineage: Eukaryota; Metazoa; Arthropoda; Insecta; Hymenoptera; Vespidae
Gene: Oseg6
Product: WD repeat-containing protein 19
Exons: 20
Coding region: 379-4491 (1370 amino acids)
Biological process (GO): cilium assembly; intraciliary retrograde transport
Cellular component (GO): intraciliary transport particle A; cilium
Molecular function (GO): protein binding
Source: RefSeq, a predicted model, not a curated record